AUGGACUCUAUGACUAUAUUUACGGCCUGGCUUGGCCUUUUUUCUGUAGCUUUCACCUUUAUGCCUUUAGGUUUAGUAUUUGAUUGGAAGCGUAGAGGAACUGCUGAUGGAUUUUCAUCAAUUAACCUCGUCUUGCCUGUUGUUGUAACUAGUUGUUGGUUGAAACAUGGAUUUUUGACAAAUGAUUUAACAAACAUUCGAAUUAAUAGUGUGAACAUUUGCUUUUUUGUUUUCUACGUCUUAGCUUUCGGGUAUUAUCAGCCAAAGAGGAAGUAUCUUCUCAUUCAGCUAUCGACUGCCCUCAUUACACUUCUUUCUAUACAACUCUAUGUUGAAAGCCAAGAUUCUGCUAUCAAGGCUGAUACUAUGGGUUCCAUUGCUGCUAUGUCUCAAAUCUUAAGUUUAGCUGGAGGUAUUUAUGAAAUAAAACGUGUGAUAAGCAUGGGACACACUGAGUACGUGCCAGCUACAUUCCAAUUCCUUCUGUUCUUCCUUAUCGGCCAAUGGUUACUAUUCGGUAUCUUAACGAACAACAUCUAUAUUGCCGCGGCUAAUGCAGCUGGUUUAAUCGUGAAUAUCAUAACAAUCGCUUUAUAUUUCGUAUAUCCACCACUAACCUGGCGUGUACCAAUCAUUGGCACUGGACCCCAACAGAAGAAAACGGAUUAG
Molecule: messenger RNA, 669 nt
Organism: Auanema sp. JU1783
Lineage: Eukaryota; Metazoa; Nematoda; Chromadorea; Rhabditida; Rhabditidae
Source: the annotation of a GenBank genome assembly